CCUCCUCCUCACAUGCCCCCCAUCACUCUUCCCCCUCUUUAUAUGCUCAAUAAGUCGAUAGACUCAGCACCACCGUUUCAGUCACCUCCGGCAUCACCAGCAGCUGUCUUUGGCUUCUGCUCCACCGUCGGAAGAUGUCCAGCAACAAGACGGCCGCCGCCGCUGAGCGUGCGGGAGCGGAGAUCGUGAACGGCGCGGAGGAGUGCUACCGCCACUCCAUAGAGCUCCUCCAAGAGCUCGGUUUUCCCAAGGGUGUCCUUCCACUGAAGGACUUGGAAGAGUGCGGGCGUGUGCGGGAGACGGGGUUCGUGUGGAUGAAGCAGAAGGCGCCGUACGAGCACUUCUUCGUGAACACGGGGACGCGCGUGAGCUAUGCGACGGAGGUCACCGCCUACGUGGAGAAGUCGAGGAUGAAGAGGAUGACCGGGAUCAAGAGCAGGCAGAUGUUCCUAUGGGUCCCCAUCACGGAGAUGAGCUUCGAGGAACCGACGGCCAGCAAGAUCAUGUUCAAGACGCCGAUGGGGAUCGGCAAGUCCUUCCCGGUCACCGCCUUCAUGACGGACGAGGAAAAGAACAAGUACUUGCUGGAGAGGGGAAAUUGAAAGAUCGGUUCGCUACAAAAAUAAACGAAAGUCUCUUUGAUUUCUGCUUAUUCUGCUCUUAUUUUGUCGGAGAUUGUCCAAUUUGUUUUCUUGGAUCAGACCAUGGAUAUCUUCUGGUCAUUCUGCCGAUGAUUAAUCUUUGAAUUGCAUUGGCAUAUGACAGUCAUUGUUUUAGUUUCUUGUUAAAGUGUCCAAGUAAUCUGAUCAUGGGCCUGAUCGGGCCGCACCGUUCGCCUA
Molecule: messenger RNA, 839 nt
Organism: Syzygium oleosum
Lineage: Eukaryota; Viridiplantae; Streptophyta; Magnoliopsida; Myrtales; Myrtaceae
Exons: 2
Coding region: 135-602 (155 amino acids)
Source: RefSeq, a predicted model, not a curated record